Didymella exigua CBS 183.55 is the source of this 999-nucleotide messenger RNA. Its product is annotated as PIG-P-domain-containing protein. The record is from RefSeq and is a predicted model, not a curated record. The transcript is spliced from 2 exons. Lineage: Eukaryota; Fungi; Ascomycota; Dothideomycetes; Pleosporales; Didymellaceae. Bases 1 to 999 code for a protein of 332 amino acids.
AUGAGCGCCUCGCACCGAGCCCAGCUCCAGUCCAAGUCGACGCCGAACCUGCCCACGCUCGGGUCGCUCGGGCUGCUCGGACCGCCCGGAGACGCCGUCGAGCACCCGCGCGCAUCGAGCCCGAGGUCCCCGCCGGCGAGGGGGACGGCGGGCGUCGAUGAAGAAGAGGAAGAGGAAGAAGGAGAAGAGGAAGAAGAGGAAGAAGAGGAAAAAGGAGAAGAAGAAGAGGUGGACAGUCGGCCAGCGUCUCGCCCGCUAUUCACCUCGCGCUCGUACACACACCUGCCCCGACAGUCUGCGAGCGCCCUCUACCCGCCCUUCUACAACCGCCCGCCCGUCCCUCUGCCGCCGUCGCCGUCGCUGACCUCUCUCCUGCGUCCUGCCUUCAGCGCCGCGACGUCCCGACCCACGACGCCCGACUCGUCCGACGUCGAGCCCAACACGCCCACGUCGAGCACCACCAACCUCGCGCACAUGACGCACUCGGCGCGCAACGCGCCCACGGUCCCGCGCGCCUCGCCCAAGGUGCCCACCUACGAGUACUACGGCUUUGCAGUGUACCUGGGCAGCUCGGCCGCGUUCCUGACAUAUGUCCUGUGGGCCUCGGUGCCGGCGCCGCUGCUGCACCAGAUGGGCAUCGCAUGGUAUCCCGACCGCUGGUGGGCGCUGGCCGUGCCGUGCUGGCUCGUCGCGCUCGUCGUGUACAUCUACGUCGCCCUGGCCAGCUACAACACGCGCUACCUCACCCUGCCGCUGGCCAGCUGCGAGAACCUCGUCGACGAAGCCGCGCAGGUCGCCGUCGUCGACCGCCGGACGGGGCUCAUGGCGCGCAACCCCGUCUCCGGCGCCGUCGGCGCCGACACGGGCAGUCUCUCCGCCUACCAGUUCCGCGCCGACGAGCGUCCUGAUUGGACGGGCUUCUGGAACGUGGGCACGGACGCCGUCAUGGAUGUGCCCAUUGGCGGUGUCUGCGAGAUUCUGUACGGGAACGACCGCUGA